This is a messenger RNA of Cercopithifilaria johnstoni, 1881 nucleotides long. The record is from the annotation of a GenBank genome assembly. Lineage: Eukaryota; Metazoa; Nematoda; Chromadorea; Rhabditida; Onchocercidae.
AUGCAUUGCCUUUCAACAACCGACGAAGUUUUUUUUGCCGCAUUAUCAGACAGGAUGAUAUCCGAAAAACGUAAACAUUGGCUGCUUUCACAGUCUACUCUUUGCCACGUUUUCGUGUCAACGUCAACGGAUAUCUCUCUUUGUGAAUUAUUCGCACGUCUCGUGAAUCGUUUACGUGCUAUACCUGCUUUAUUUGCUGCUCUAGACGAGGUAAAUCAACCGAUUGAAAUAUGUGAUAAUGCCUUAAAUGUGCAAUACAUAAAUCGCGCCUAUGAAACAAAUACUGGUUGCAAGCGGAGUGAAGUGCUCGGUAAAAAAACAUCCGAUAUUCGACGAAAAUCAUUGCAACAAAAAUAUUCAACGCGAUCGAAAGAUUUUAUUACAACAACUGUAGCAGAUGAUGAAGUAGCACAAAAAGAAAAUUAUGAAUGGCAAUGCAUACAAGUACCUGGAAGUUCUACUAGCCAACAAUUUGUUUAUUUGAAACGAAAUAUUGGUGGUAGUGGUGGUAGUGGUGGUGGUGGUGAUUCGGCACUCUAUACUAAUACACCAUCGAUACGAAGUGAACGAUCACAAAGAGCGCUUGUUGAUUCGCCCAUCAAUGAGGUGUUAUUCUCAUUACGAGAUGCUAUGAGGGGAACGGACGAACAAACACAACAACUUCUACGAGAUGCAAUUAGAGUAUUAUCAUCAUCCGAAUUAUACGCUCCAACAAUAACACGUUUUGGUAAUAAUGAUCGAAUAGCAACUGGUUAUUACGAUGGAUUAAUACGUCUUCAUCAUAUGCCUCAAAGUCGAAAACGUUCCGUUGUUGAUGCGUUUAAAGUUAGGCGUAAAUCGCAGAGCAUUGAUGGUUGCCAUAAUCUUUCAAGCGAUAUACGAAGCGCUUUAUCAAACGAUACUCAAUGGAAUUUCGAUAUUUUAUAUUUGGAAAAAAUUUCCGGAAAUCAUGCACUUUCACGUUUAGGCACAAAGAUAUUCGAACGUUGGAAGAUUCAUGAAACAUUGAAAUGUUCGAUGGAUUUAAUUACUCGUUGGUUUGAUGCGAUUGAAACUUAUUAUCGUACAGUAAAUCCGUAUCAUAAUGCUACUCAUGCAGCCGAUGUCUUACAGGCUACAUCAUUUUUUCUUGAUUGUCCUACUGUUGCUCAUUACGUACAGGAAUCACAUGCUACUGCACUUUUAAUAGCUGCCGCUGUUCAUGACUUGGAUCAUCCCGGACGUGGUAAUGCUUUUUUAAUAAAUACACAACAACCAUUGGCAUUAUUAUACAACGAUCAAUCAGUAUUGGAAAAUCAUCAUAUUUCAUUAGCAUUUCAACUUACCUUACAAAGUACCAAUAAUAUUAAUAUAUUUGCUGCACUUACACGAGAAGAAUUUGCAACAUUACGACAAGCUGCUGUUGAAAUGGUUUUAGCUACUGAUAUGAGUCGACAUUUUGAAUAUUUAACAAAAUUUCAACAAGUUGUUUCAAAUUUAAAGGAUCAUGAAGAAAAUGAGAAUAACAUAUCGCUAACAAUAUGUCGUAUGUUAAUCAAAUGUGCGGAUAUCGCAAAUCCAACAAGAGAAUGGAAAUUAUGCGAAAGAUGGGCAAUGCGUAUUGUGAAAGAAUAUUUUGAUCAGACAAAUGAAGAACGUGAAAAAGGUUUACCAUUAACAAUGGAAUUAUUUGAUCGUAACGUUUGCAAUAUACCAUUAACGCAAUGCGGUUUUAUUGAUAUGUUCGCACGUGAAGCAUUUACAAGUUGGACACAAUUUUCAAAUCUACCAAAUUUACUUACACAAUUGGAAAAAAAUUAUGAAAUAUGGCGACAGCAAACAGCUGAAUGGAAUCCAUCAAAGAAUGCGCACUUUUGUGAUAAAGGAUAUUUACAUCAUUAA